UUGCCAGGAGGUGAUGGGACCAGUGGCCAUGAUCUUGGUUUUUUUGAUGUUGAGCUUCAGACCAUAUUUUGCGCUCUCCUCUUUCACCCUCAUUAAAAGGUUCUUUAAUUCCUCCUCACAUAUGGACCUAGUAGUGAUUACUUAUUGGUGAGGAACAGCCCUUUGUGCAUACAUAUGCAAAGAAACCCUUACCUGUGUUCUAGAGCAGAAGCCUGGUGUUGAGAACAGGUUGCAGUGUUAAUGGAUCAAAUUAAGCCCACAGAGAUGAUGAGCAGAGCUCUUGCCCAUGCUUUCUGAGUGGGCUCUCAUCAGCAGGCACUGGUAAAUCAUAAUUAUUUGCUCAUUGUAACUAGAGAGACAAGCAACUUUUCUGGAAGCUGCAAUGCAGGUCCCUGUGCAGUUGCACCCAGCGCUUGGCUGGCACCAGCCAAUUAAUUCAGGGAUCAAGAUGGAUUUGAGUGAUGAACCUAUUCUUACUUUAUUUUGUUGGAAUGAGAAUUGAAAAAACAAAAUACGGAGGUUCUUGCCCUUAUUUGAGUACAAAAUAGUAUGUAUUAUUGUGUGUUUGUUUUUUAAUAUGCAGUGUGGGGAAUGGCUACUUGGGCUUUGGUUCAAUGCCAGUUUAGGUCUUAGUGUUGGGGCAUCCUAUUGCCCUCUAAUUUUAUUUUAUUACUCUUUCAGUUUAAGGUUACUCAUUUUGUCUAUUGCCAUUCUAUUUAAGGUGCCUAUUGCACUCAGCUUUGAACUUUUGGAAAGCUGUCAAUACAUUUUAAAAUAAAUUUUCAACUUUUCAAUCCAAUCAGAGGAGCUACUAAAUGGAAACGGGGCGGGGGGGGGGGAGUUCCCAGAAUACCUGUUGGCUCCUCCUCUCAAUGGAAUGGAAUCAAAGCAGGAUUGCAUUUUUGCUUUCCCCCCACCCAUGCAUCAAUUCCUUGCACAAAGCAUGCAGUUCAAACUCCUCAAUCAAUUAUGUAAACUGUGGUGAAGAGGUAGCCAGGGAAAUAGUUGCAAGAUUUGCAUUGCAGCUUUCAAACACCAGAGUCAUCAUUGGCAAAAAGAAUGCUUUCAAAUAGCUGAACUAAAGUCAUGGUAUACUGUAUAGCAGUGUAGCCAUGUAGAUAAGUGCUAACCCUAAAAGCUUGCCUGUGUUCUUUCCUAGAGCUUGUUUGAAGGGCAAUGCAACCAAACUCCUUGCCAAGACAGACCUUUUUUUCCCCCAAGCCCUGGCUAAUUGCCACAUUUCUUUACAUUUUAAUUUGACUGGUGUGCAGAAUUAUGAGAUGUCACAGUUUUGUGUGAACAUUUGCCUAAAAGCUCACCAUUGCACAUGCAAGCCACCGAACGACAACUGAGGCAAUAGACUCCCCUCCUGCUCUCUUAGCAGUACAUGAUGUUCCUGGCUGCUUGAAUCCAUGUGAGCAGCUGCUCGCACUAGAAAUAGCUGCUUUGGCUUUCCUUGCUAGCUUUCAGAAAUAUACUCUUAAAUGACUGAUAUUUAGAAUCAUAGAAUCAUAGAGUUGGAAGAGACCACAAGGGCCAUCCAGUCCAACCCCCUGACAAGCAGGAAACACCAUCAAAGCAUUCUUGACAUAUGCCUGUCAAGCCUCUGCUUAAAGACCUCCAAAGAAGGAGACUCCACCACACUCCUUGGUAGCAAAUUCCACUGCCGAACAGCUCUUACUGUCAUGAACGGUGUUGAAUGGUGUUCCUGCAUGCCCGUUGGGUGUGAGAGAUUGCAGGCAAACAUAACUACUAUACAGGACUUCUAGUUAGCGCAUGAAUGGGUAGAGGAAAAUAGAGUUGUGUUGCUAGACAGACUCAGCUAGGCACAACCCUCUCCUUUGGAGAGGGAGGAAGUGAAGCCUUUCCACUUCCUUUCUCCCUCCCUCCUUCCCACACAAUGUAACCAACGAAGGAUAGCAUGUGAAAGCUUGCUCCCAAACUUUGAGCACUGGUUUGGAACUAUAUUCUGUAUUUUCUACCCAAGGGUUUUCUUCCUGUACUACCCGUGUUGCUGCACGGAACAAUGCAUGACUGAUACCUUGAGUCUGCAAGUGAAACAUUUUAAACUUAACAUUGUGUGGUCUGCUGAUUGCAAGAGGGCUAGAAGCUCAACGGCAUAAAAAGGUUUAGCAACCUGUAUUCCUAACACUUUAUAGUGCCGCUUAUUGUUAUGAGUUUAAUACUUUGCCACUGGGGUUCUCUUUUUGCUAGCCCCAUGUUUUGAAUCCAAGCACCCCGCCAAUUCUUUUGUUGUUCACCCACACACAUGGGUCCACAGGGAUUCAUAUACUGUAUUUAAUUUCCUCCCACAGAAGGUGGGAUUGAAUGUAACAUAGAUGGGCCGCUGGCCUGAUCCAGUACACCCCUCUUAGGUACCCAUAAGCUAUAAUGCCCUUCUAAUACAGCGAGAGUAAAUACUACAAGUAACAGUGCAGAUUCCAUUACUUGUUUGCUCUACUGGCUGGUAUUCUGUUACAAAGGGUGGAGUGCUUUGAACAUAGGAAUGUAUUGUGUCACCGAAUCCUCAGGUCCCAUUCCUCUGAAUACUGUACUUUUGAGUGGGCGUUCUUGCAUUAUGUAAAUCUCUGCAUAUUAAGAGCAGAGCCCACUGCUUCUCUUUAAUUACAGACACAGCGGGAAGCGGCUAUUGUUGAUUCUUAUAAUCUCUGGAAAUGUACUUCAUUGUGGUAUCCCUUCAGCAAUCUUGCACAUUAACAGUCCUCACUGAAUUAAAAUGGUGAGAUCCCAGUACUUGAAGACAUUUAUAUGAAAGAGAUCCUUUUUGGCACCUUAUAGGGAAGUGUGUCCAAUAUGAGCCACACAAAUAGUCAUUAUGUAGGCUGAAAUGAGCUUCAUGAAACUUGCAGAUCAAAAUCUUGAAAAACGUGGAUGAAAUGUACUUUAUAGAUUUUGCAAAUGAAAGUCUUUUAUAACAAUCCUCAUGUAAGAGCUUAUAAUUUAAGAUCUUGUCAUAUAUUUCACCCUGUUUGAAUGUACCUAGUAGAUAACAGUAUAUUUUGUCUGGUUUUACGGUAUUUUAUAUUGUGCACCACCUUGAGAUUUUAUGAGUGGGGCUGUAAAUGAAUACUUUUAUAGAACAUGUCAAAGAUUGUCUCCCCCCCCCCAAAGAAAACGGCAUCUUAAAAAAACCCUACACCUUUGAUGUUCUACGCAACCACAAGAAUGUAAAAAAAGAGUAAAGCUAGUAACCUUAUAUAGUCUCUUGCUCUGAUCUGGUGUUGCCUCCCCCUCCUGAAGCAUCUUUACUCUCAAAAUGCUAUCUAUACUGGAUGAUUUUCCUCUUUGUGGGUUUGAUUAUAUGGCAAUAUUCUGCUACAACUUAAGUGUAACACCUGGAAUGCAUUUUUUGGAUGUGACUAAUACUCUCUCAAUUUUGUCCUCCAGUGGGGAAGACCUCUUUGAUCACCAGAUUCAUGUAUGACAGCUUUGACAACACCUACCAGGCAACUAUUGGCAUCGACUUCUUAUCAAAAACCAUGUACCUGGAAGAUCGCACAAUCAGGUUGCAGCUGUGGGAUACUGCGGGUCAGGAACGUUUCCGUAGCCUCAUUCCCAGUUACAUCCGUGACUCUGCUGCUGCUGUAGUAGUUUACGAUAUCACAAAUGUAAACUCAUUCCAGCAAACCACAAAAUGGAUUGAUGACGUCAGAACGGAAAGAGGUAGCGAUGUCAUCAUAAUGCUAGUAGGGAACAAAACAGAUCUAGCAGAUAAGAGGCAAGUAUCUAUUGAAGAAGGGGAGAGGAAAGCCAAAGAGCUGAAUGUAAUGUUUAUUGAAACUAGCGCAAAGGCAGGAUACAAUGUAAAACAGCUUUUCCGACGUGUGGCUGCUGCCUUGCCUGGGAUGGAAAGCACGCAGGACAAAAGCAGAGAAGACAUGAUCGACAUCAAACUUGAAAAGCCUCAAGAGCAGCCAGUCAGUGAAGGCGGCUGUUCGUGCUAAUAUAGUGUGUUGCUUUUCUCUUACCUUUCUCCAGACCAUCACUGCUUCUUCCUCUCCCCCCCCUUCCCCUCCCCAGACUCAUUGGCAGCAAUGUGACUAUUGGCUUGCCCACCCCCACCCCGCCCACCCCAUCCGUAACGUAGCCGCGGUUCAUCAUUGCUGCUUGUCUCGUGAAGAUGAUCUGUUAGCUUCACAAGCACAAAAGAAAGUCAGUGUCUUCGUUAUUUAUAAGGAAGUUUCGAAAGGAGCCAAAACGAUCCUAGCGUAUUUCAGUGAUUCUUUUUUGAAAACAGCAGCCCCACCAGAAAGAUAGGUACAAAUUUGGUAACUUUUUUUGAAAUGUUUCAAUAUUGCACUUACAGAAUUAGUGGAAAUGGGAGUAGAACGUUUGGAUUUGGUGAAAAGGAGUGUGCAGGGUAAAAAUGAGUCGGCACCCAAGGCAGGUAGCGUGGAGCAGUCCUCAGAUGUUCAGCCUGUUCUUUUGCAAAAAACCAAAACUAGCCUGCUUUGCCUUUUUGGUUGAGAUCCUCUGGCCAUUUCCCCCCCCCCUAAACAGUAGCCUUUUUGAAAAGCUAAUAAGAUGCUUUUUGUAAAGGGGCAAAGUUGCAGGUACUGUUCCCGGGGGUUUAGAAACGGUUCGCUCUACAUAGAAGCCCCACAGAACAAACGAACCAGUUUGCAGUGCAGGCUGGAAUGUCUUCAGAAUGAGGAUGGGGGGAGGCACAGAGGCUUCAGACAGGUUCUGGCACUAUAGACAACUUGGUCAAGCUGUGAAUCCGUCUCUGAAAAGAGACACCUUCGCUGGCAACCAUUUAAAGAUCCAGCAUAAAGUUAAUACGUAACGAGGGAGGUGAGGAGACAGAGCAGAAGAGACUAUUCAAGAUAAAUGGAAAGGGAGGGGGGUACUUGUAAAAGUAGAUUUUAAAAGUCCCUUAGAUGAAAAAGGAAGGGAACAAAAGAUGGAAACAAAACUUUUAAAAUUAUGCAGACUUUUGCCUUUGUUUUUAGCAUUUUUUAUUAUUAUUAUUUUGGGUCUUCAGAGUCUUGAGUAUUUGUUAUUUCCGCGUAGUUUGGUUAAAUAAUUGGUUGUUUAGUAUUACGUUUUAACUGGACUACAAUUAACCGUGGUAACCUUCAAUAUUUAUUUCUUUGCUUUUUUUUUUUACUGUCUUCAAGGGUAUAUAUAUUUUUUUUGUGUGGGGGCGGGAGGUGUUUGUUAAUCUAUUUAGAGCUUUGGCAAUGUCACGAGAUAUAGCUAUCCAAGAAACACACUGGGAAGUGGACACACAUUCACAUGCUCACUCUAGAAGUGCACUCUUAAUCUGUACUAGUCAUUGUGAAGUUGCUGUGUAAGUUAACACAACUGUAAAUACAUUGUUUGUAGGAGGAGCGUUUGCAGCUGGGGAGGGGUGCAAUCCAGGAAAGGCCUCUCGAGUUUCCGUUUUUCUAAGUGAUUGUUUAAAAUGGGGGGGAGGGGGAAUGGGGGGAGAACUGGCUCUCCCUUUCUAUCUUCAAUGCCCCCCUUCACUUUCGGGGGGGGGGAAGUCCCCUCCCCAAGCACCCCAGCUUCGGAUGUGCACACGCAAAGUCUCUCUGUUCCUGCAUUGUGGAAUUGGAAUGGCAAAUUCAUCACUUUGACCUGAGUUUCCAGUAACUUUGCAUUAUACCAGCAAUGUCAUCGUACGUUUAAAGGGCAGAACAAGACACCCCAAUGCUUUUUAAUGCAAUAUUGAAGAGGUGGUUUAUCUUUCCCUUUCCCUUUUCCUUUCUGGAAGUAGCAUGUCUGGAAUUAAGCGUUGAAAUAUGGCGACAACAGAUGGAUGUGUUCUUUUCCCGAAAAGAAACGAAAGGGGAGGCCUGGCUACUUUUCCUGUAUCGUUGUAUUCUAUGUGUGCGAAGAGAAAAAAAAAAAGACCACAAAAAAUUUAAAAACAUGAUCCAUCUUGCUGCUUUUUAAUAUUGAGUUUUCCGUGGCUUGGGUUCUUAAAGCAAUGAAAAUGUGUACACGGGUUGGAUUUUUUUAAACAUGCACAGAAUUUUUUGCUUCCAAUAAAGUAUCUAAUCAAAACACUAAAA
Molecule: messenger RNA, 6041 nt
Organism: Zootoca vivipara (common lizard)
Lineage: Eukaryota; Metazoa; Chordata; Lepidosauria; Squamata; Lacertidae
Source: RefSeq, a predicted model, not a curated record